AUGCCAGCUACUACAUUAAAGUCGGCGGGCAAGAAGAGGCGCGCUUCGUCUGGUGCAGCAGCCGCUUCUCCAAGGGCUUCGACAUCGCGCGACACGCUCGACAGGGAUGACGGGCACACUGUGGAGGACGCGAAGGGCGAUGACAGUCGACUUGCGGCGUUUUUGCAAGAGAACGAGGCCGACAAAGGAGACAACGCGGGCGAGGUGGAAGUGGACGAGGCGGAUGAGGAUCAGGGAGGCCUGGAGGACAGCAUGGCGCAGGAGAACGCGGACGACAAAGAGCUCUCGGAGCGGGAUCUCCUCGCCCGCACAACCCUGCCGGAACAUCUCCUCCCUCGUUCGCUCAAGAAGGGCGCCAAGACGCCUGGAUUGGUCUAUCUCUCGCGCCUUCCGCCUGGGAUGGGUCCGGCAAGUGUGAGGGACUUGAUGAGUCGGUAUGGAGACGUUGGGCGGUUGUACCUCGAGCCAGCGAACAAGGAAAAGGGUCUCAACCGCAAGAAGAAGGAGAAGCACCAGUCCCACCGGUUCAAGGAGGGCUGGGUCGAGUUCGAGGACAAGCGGGUCGCGCGAUCCGUCGCAGAGAUGCUCAACGCUCAGCCGAUCGGCGGAAAGCGCGAGUGGAAAGACGAUGUCUGGACGAUGAAGUACUUGCCCCGGUUCCGUUGGGACCAGCUGAGCGAGCAGUUCGCACUCGAACGCGCAACCCAAACUUCUCUCCUACGCUUCCACCUCUCCUCCACUCGCACGCAGAACGAAGCCUACCUAACGGCCGUCGAGCGCGCGCGUACGAACAAGAAGAUCGAGGAGAAGGCUGCUUCGAGGGGGAAGCAGGCGAAGAAGCGUGGCGCCGAGGAGGACGGCGAGGAGAGCAAGAGGAAGAGGUUCAGGCAGAGGGAGAGGGUGGACUUGGGUGAGAAGGAGAAGAGGAGCGCGAAGGACGGAGAGGGAGCGCUGCAGAGCGUGUUGGGGAGGUUGUUCUAG
Rhodotorula toruloides NP11 is the source of this 981-nucleotide messenger RNA. RefSeq names its product U3 snoRNP-associated protein Esf2. The record is from RefSeq and is a predicted model, not a curated record. Gene Ontology annotation, cellular component: nucleolus. Gene Ontology annotation, molecular function: RNA binding. Gene Ontology annotation, biological process: endonucleolytic cleavage in ITS1 to separate SSU-rRNA from 5.8S rRNA and LSU-rRNA from tricistronic rRNA transcript (SSU-rRNA, 5.8S rRNA, LSU-rRNA); endonucleolytic cleavage to generate mature 5'-end of SSU-rRNA from (SSU-rRNA, 5.8S rRNA, LSU-rRNA); small-subunit processome assembly. NCBI's taxonomy places the organism in Eukaryota, Fungi, Basidiomycota, Microbotryomycetes, Sporidiobolales, Sporidiobolaceae. Bases 1 to 981 code for a protein of 326 amino acids. The transcript is spliced from 4 exons.